CCACCCACCCACCGCGCUUCCUGAACAUAGAGAGAGAUCGGCGUAGCAGAGAGGAAGUCAUAGGCAUACAUAUGUAACUGAAGGUGCGUCCUUUUCUUCUCCAGGCGCUCGCCCUGGCCGCGAAGACAUGGAGGGGGCUUUGGUGACCGCAGCCACGGGGGUUUUGGGGCCCGUCAUAGCGAAGCUGGCUCAUCUGCUAGGCACUGAGUACAAGCUUCGUCACCGGACGCGGAGCGACAUCAACCUCAUCAAGUCCAAGUGCAAGUCGAUGCACUCUCUCCUUGUGAUGAUAUGGGAGAGGGAGGAUCUUGAUGAGGAAUCCAGGAAGCUGAAGAUGGAAGCAUUGGAUCUUGCUGACGACAUGGAGGACGCUACGGACGACUUCAUACUUGGUAUGGAGCGUAGCGUUAGCAACAAGCACUUGAUUCAGAAGAAGAUCAACAAAAGACCUUUCCAAGAUUUGAAGAAAAGAGCAACGGAUGUGUCACGAAGGUGCCGCCGCAAGUGGAAGCGGAUGACUGCUCAGCCCAUCUGCAGCAUGUUUUCCUUGAAAAAAGCCCAAGGCUCUGCUCCUAUAGCUCCUUAUGUCCGCAGGGAUGCAUCACAGCUCGUGGGUAUGGUUACACCGAAGGGCAAUCUGAUUCGUUACCUGUUACCAGAUCAGUUCGAGCCGCAGUUCCGAAUGGCAUCCAUUGCUGGAAUGGCAGGGAUGGGGAAAACAACCCUUGCCCGCCUUGUGUAUGAGGAGAUUCAAGACAAGUUCCAGGCCCGGGCUUUUGUCUCAGUCACUCCCGGUGGUAACAUGAAAAAGCUGCUCACAAAUAUUCUCCAACAAGUAGCACCUGACAGUAACAGUACUGCAUCAUUUCUUGACACCAAAGCCGCUGCAGAAGAACAUCUUGUUGGCAGAAUAUCUGACUUCCUCAAAGACAGGAGAUACCUAGUAAUGAUUGAUGACAUCUGGCAUUGUGGAGAAUGGGAAACGAUCAGGAAGUGUUUUCCGGAGAAUGAUCUUGGCAGUAGAAUUGUCACGACCAGUCGUAUUGAUUCUGUAGCCCAAAAGUGGCGGGAUGAUACUAAUGCCUUGGUCCACGAAGUGGGUUCUCAAUGGGAUGCACCUGAUAAAUCAACGUGGGAUGAGAAAAGAUCGUUCUACGUUGCAUUUGGUGAUCAUCCUUUUGUGCACGUGUGUGGGGGUAUGCCUUUGGCAAUACAUUGUAUGUUGUCAGCCAAGCUAAAGGAGCGAGAGAAACAAGGGCUCAAUGCGACGGACCGUGAUUUAAGUGAUACGAUUGUGAAGCAAGUUAUACAAAAAGGAAUUCAUAACACACCGGGGCUUGAGCCACUGGUAGAGAGCUUGCAGCUUGACUAUGAUAAUCUUACUGAUCAUAGGUUGAAGACUUGCUUGUUGUACUGCAGUAUGUACCCUGAGGAUCACAAUUUGGAAAUUCAGUACGUGAUCCGGCGGUGGGUUGCUGAAAGAUUUGUGUAUAAAGAGGAAGAAGCAAAAGUUUUGUUUGAAGACCUUGUCAACCGGCGAUUGUUGAUUUUGAUGGAAAGAAAUACAAAAUGUGACAAGUACUACUACAGACUGCACCCCAUGAUGCGAAAUUUCCUGAGAUGGAAAUCGCGCGAAGAUAAUUUCAUUACUUGGAGUUCGGACUUACAACCCUCAGAUACCAGUAGAAUCCGUCGUCUUUUCGUGGACAAUCUGCCAUGCAUGCAUGAUGGAGGGGAGCAAGUGGUUCCCUUGUGUGGAUUCGAAUUGUCUCAUAUUCGGAGCCUUGUUGUUUUGGGGUGUGCCGAGAGAGUCCCCUUUCAGAGGAUGGAACGGCUGCGAGUGCUGGAUGUUGCAGGGAUCUCGGAUCUGCGGGACCAUCAUCUGAAGAAGAAUGUGUGCGGUCUCGUCCGUCUGCGGCACCUGUUGGGCCUCAAUGGUGACGGCAUCACCGAGAUCCCUCCAGAAAUAGCGAGGCUGCAACGUUUGGAGACGUUGGAGGUGUUCAGAACAAAGAUCAAGUGUGUACCCGGUGUGAUUGCAAACCUGGAGCAGUUGAUGACUCUGGCUGUGCCUCGCAACGGAAAUCUGGUAGAGCUCCCUAGGGAGAUAGGGGGUUUGCAGCAAUUGAGGUCCCUGGACACGAGUGAAACAGAGAUUAGGGAGCUGCCCAAGGAUAUUGGGAAACUGCAACGCUUGGAGCAACUACUCUCGAGUGAAACCCAAUGGCUUGAUAAGAUACCAAGGGGGCUCUGGAGGCUGAAGGAACUCAAGGUUCUGAAAUUAGAUGGCACCACAGUCAGUGUACCCUUGGAAGCUUGUCGGGUUCUAAAAUUGGUGGGUGUGGGAAUACCCGAGUGCAUCCACCAAGCUUGGAAGAGAGAUCUGAUGUCUUCUCUAGCUGGGGAGAUGCUAUCCUUCGAAACGUCUUGUUCGGAGGAGCUGUUCGAAGGGGGGCUAGUCGUUGGCGCAAAAAACAUGCACAUCCCAGGUUGGAUCAGAGAGCACUUCAAUGACCUUGCUGUGUUGGAUAUCAGGAUCUGCAUCCUAGAUGAGGGGGGACUAAAGAUUCUACGAGAGAUGCCCAAUCUGCGGAGCCUCACUCUAAGAUUCGAAGUUGUCCCAAGAAAUGCGAUAGCCAUCAGCGGUGAAGGGUUUGCAAAGCUCGAUUACCUCCUUGUUGACAGCCGAGUACCACGUAUUACCUUCCAGGAAGGAGCAAUGCCAAACCUGGAAAUUAUUUACUUCCAGUUCCAGUUCUACACGGGCCCAGUGACUACAAAGCCGAUGGGAAUCAAGCACCUCAGGAGUCUCAGUGAGGUUUACUUUGGUUGCAGUAAGUGGUAUCGAGCGGAGAGCAUCCCUUGCAUCAGUGCCACCAUUAAUGUCGUCAGCAAAGAAGUCCGGGAGCAUCCAAACAUAAUCUACUUCAGCGGCUUUGGUGACAAUGGGGAAUGGUGCACUGAAUUUUCUGGCGCCGAAUCGAUUGGCGAGGAUGAUUACAGCAAGGAGAAGGGUGAGUUUGAGGAGGAUUGCAGCGAUGAGAAUUGCGAGAUUGAGGAGGAGAACAGCGAAGCGAAUUCUCAAGAUACGGAUGAUGAUUGCAGCACUGGGACAAGCGAGGUUAACAAAGAGAGCAGCGGCGGGGUGCGUGAGAUCGUGGAGAACGGCAGGGUGGAACCAAAAAGGAGAUGGAGGAGGAUAGCCAGGCCAAAUUGA
This is a messenger RNA of Lolium rigidum, 3217 nucleotides long. RefSeq names its product disease resistance protein PIK5-NP-like. Bases 128 to 3217 code for a protein of 1029 amino acids. The record is from RefSeq and is a predicted model, not a curated record. NCBI's taxonomy places the organism in Eukaryota, Viridiplantae, Streptophyta, Magnoliopsida, Poales, Poaceae. Gene Ontology annotation, molecular function: ADP binding. The transcript has 2 exons. Gene Ontology annotation, biological process: defense response to other organism.